Molecule: messenger RNA, 1937 nt
Organism: Pararge aegeria (speckled wood butterfly)
Lineage: Eukaryota; Metazoa; Arthropoda; Insecta; Lepidoptera; Nymphalidae
Exons: 5
Coding region: 108-572 (154 amino acids)
Source: RefSeq, a predicted model, not a curated record
CCAGAGCUACACAAUUACUAGCCACCUUGCAGUUAGUGCAUACGCGAAUUAUUUUUCGGGACACUAACUCGGAUUACUAUCGGAGAAAAACGAUACCGACGCUAAAAAUGGACAAAGAGAUGGUGGUAGAGCAGGAAAAUAGGGAGGCCAAGGUAGAAAAUGGCACUGUGGCCGAACCUUCCACGAUUGACAAUGAAGAUCAACCAAUGGCUGAAAUUGAUACUCAAGAUGAUUCUCAAGCUGAUAAUGGCGGCUCGGUGCCGGACGAUCUGGCCAAUGUUGACACUAGCCCCCCAGCCGACCAUUUUAUUGACGAAAUAUAUGACAGGAACACAGGCAGGCGCAUCGAUCGGUCUACUAUGAGCUUCGAUCGCAUACCUGAUAUGUAUGUGAGAGUUUCACAACCAAUAACCCAUCCGGCUGCUUUUGAAUUGAUAUGCACUCGAAUUUUUCUUGAGGCUUGGCAGGGAGACUCGAGAUUAAUUAGAUAUGAAGAUUUUUCAUUUGACCACGAAAUUUUACCAGGAGUUGAGCCAUACUGUGCCACACCUGAUUGCGACUGUGAUCAGUGAAUAAAGGAAACACAGAAAACUACAUCAGGAACGUACUUUUGAUUUUUAUUGUUUGUGCUCAAAAACUAAUUAUAUUAAGGAAAGUUAAAAAAAUAGUCGAAGCAUUAUUUCAUCAUAUUGUGUCAAAUUGCUAUAUUUGGCUACAAUUCGUUUGUCGCCGGAUAACCUGUUUUAAAACAUAACGUACUUAUAUUUGUUUUUUUCACAAUAUCAACAAUCAGUCAAUAGGAGCCGGGCAAGUUAGUUUCAAUGUUUGGAUUAAUUUUCGAUUGCUUAAUUUUUAUAUUGUUGCUAUAUUAGUCAAUUCUGUCUCAUCUUUAUAUAAAAUUAGGAAAGUUCACAAUGGCACAGUACUACGAUUUAUUUUACAGUGGUUUCUUUUUAUUGUAACCUGAUUAGGUGUUUAGUAUUGUGUCUGUAUCGUAUAUCAAUGUAAUUGAUGUUGUGUAUGCUUGUAGAUGUUUUCUAGUAAGCGUAUAUCUAUUAGGAUAAGUUUCAGAUUUGAGUUAAACUGUAUCCCUCUUGCUCGCUUCUCAUACUUUGCUUACUUCCGCGUUUUUCUCUUUUAUAGGUAGGGUUGUAAAGAUGUAAUAGAUAACGGACAGGAAAAUGAUGACAUUAUUAUAAAGUCAAAUAUUUCCUGUCCAAUCUUGUCUGGUGACAAAAAACAGAAGUAACUUCAACGAAUAUUUGUCAGUUUAAGUAACAACUUAAUUUGACUAACAUUCGUUUACGUACGAGUAUAUUAAGGAUGAUAAGGUUAAGAUCUUGGGGAGUGCCUACCGAAAAUUUAUGUUUUAAGUUUUGUACUUCCCUUGGAACUAACAUACUAUUCCAGGAUAAAAGGUAGCCUUUGUUCGUAUACAGGGUUCAGUGGUUGAGCUGUCAAAAUGAAACAAACAGAUUAACAAUCAGACGGACAGAAUGCCACACUUUCGAAUUUAUGUAAUGUUAAGAAAGGAUUGUGAGUCCUCUAUAAACUUAUCUGUUUACUUAAGUCUGUGUCUAUGUAUUGUAUGUAUUCAUACCCCUGGUUUAUUAUGAAAUGAUAUUUGAACUAUAAAGAUACAACCGCAUGUAUUAAGUAUCCCAAGUUAAAUCUGCUAGAUUUUGUCAUGUUUGGGACUGGUGACUGAAAUUUUUUCUGAGAUGGAGCAUUUUUGCACGAAUCUUAUUUACUAAUAAUUAGCGGAAUGAAUUGUUAGUAAUUAACUAUUGAUGUAUAUUUAGGAUUAACAGUAGCUGUUCUUAUUAAAAUGGGAUUUUAAAUUCAAAAUUUUACUUGAUAUAGGAAUUACAAAGGAUCGGAUCAGAGGAAUACAACGUUAAGAACAAAAUAUUAUUGAAUUGCCAAAAAGUAUUAAA